Nelumbo nucifera (sacred lotus) is the source of this 1151-nucleotide messenger RNA. It is a transcript of the gene LHCA3, whose product is annotated as PSI type III chlorophyll a/b-binding protein. Gene Ontology annotation, cellular component: membrane. Gene Ontology annotation, biological process: photosynthesis, light harvesting. The record is from RefSeq and is a predicted model, not a curated record. NCBI's taxonomy places the organism in Eukaryota, Viridiplantae, Streptophyta, Magnoliopsida, Proteales, Nelumbonaceae.
UCUCAUUGUUUUGGUUCACCUUCUUCAUUCAUUCAUUCAUUCAUUUCAUCAAAAAAGUGACAGAAAUAAUCCAGCUCUCUUCCUACUGCUACUGGGUUUCUUAACUCUGUCACGUCACACAGGAAAGAAAGAGGAAAAUGGCAGCACAGACCCUUGUAUCCUCUUCUCUUACCUCUUCAGUGGAGUCUGCUAGACAACUACUUGGAGGACGGCCUUUCCAAUCUCCAAGAAAGGCUUCGUUCGUUGUUAGAGCAGCUUCUACACCUCCUGUUAAGCAAGGAGCAGAUAGGCAGCUUUGGUUUGCCUCCAAACAGAGCCUUUCUUAUUUAGACGGCAGUCUUCCAGGCGACUAUGGGUUCGACCCACUUGGGCUUUCAGACCCUGAAGGAGCAGGAGGGUUUAUCGAGCCGAAUUGGCUAGCCUACGGUGAGAUAAUCAAUGGACGAUUUGCCAUGUUGGGUGCUGCAGGCGCAAUUGCUCCGGAGAUCCUCGGCAAGCUGGGUCUGAUUCCGGCGGAAACUGCACUCCCCUGGUUCAAGACGGGUGUAAUUCCACCAGCAGGAACAUACAAUUACUGGGCGGACCCCUACACCCUAUUUGUGUUGGAGAUGGCACUGAUGGGAUUUGCAGAGCACAGGAGAUACCAGGACUGGGCCAAGCCUGGUUCCAUGGGGAAGCAGUAUUUCCUAGGAUUGGAGAAAUAUUUGGGAGGGUCUGGAGACCCAGCUUAUCCUGGGGGACCCUUCUUUAACCCGCUUGGGUUUGGAAAGGAUGAGAAAUCCCUCAAGGAUCUGAAACUCAAGGAAGUAAAGAAUGGGAGGUUGGCCAUGUUGGCCAUCUUGGGUUACUUUGUGCAAGCACUAGUCACUGGAGUUGGUCCCUACCAAAACCUCUUGGAUCACUUGGCUGACCCAGUCAACAACAACAUCUUGACUAGCCUCAAGUUCCACUAGGUUUAGCCUUUGGGAAUCAAUCAAUGCCCAUAAUCCUACAUACCCAUCUCUCUUAACCCUCUCUCUCUCUCUCUCUCUCUCUCUCUUGUAACAUUUUGUGAAGCCUUGUAAUUGGCUAUUGGUAUAUUAUGUGAAUGAAUGAUGCAGAUCUCUCUCUCUGUGUUAGCACAUACAUUUAAAGGUAGAAUAUUUUGCACA